AUGAGGAGGUCGGAGGCGAAGAAGAGAGUGAAGAGAGUGAAGAGAGUGAAGAGAGUGAAGAGAGUGAAGGAAGAGAGUGAAGAGAGUGAAGAGAGUGAAGAGAGUGAAGAGAGUGAAGAGAGUGAAGAGAGUGAAGAGAGUGAAGAGAGUGAAGAGAGUGAAGAGAGUGAAGAGAGUGAAGAGAGUGAAGAGAGUGAAGAGAGUGAAGAGAGUGAAGAGAGUGAAGAGAGUGAAGAGAGUGAAGAGAGUGAAGAGAGUGAAGAGAGUGAAGAGAGUGAAGAGAGUGAAGAGAGUGAAGAGAGUGAAGAGAGUGAAGAGAGUGAAGAGAGUGAAGAGAGUGAAGAGAGUGAAGAGAGUGAAGAGAGUGAAGAGAGUGAAGAGAGUGAAGAGAGUGAAGAGAGUGAAGAGAGUGAAGAGAGAAGAGAGUGA
This is a messenger RNA of Penicillium diatomitis, 429 nucleotides long. RefSeq lists its product as uncharacterized. The transcript has a single exon. The coding region runs from base 1 to 429 and encodes 142 amino acids. Lineage: Eukaryota; Fungi; Ascomycota; Eurotiomycetes; Eurotiales; Aspergillaceae. The record is from RefSeq and is a predicted model, not a curated record.